AUGAAGGCACUAGCUUUCUAUGUGUUUUUAGUCUCUUGCCUGGUCAAAGACUCCUCAAUGAUAAUUAGGAAGCACUACAUUGCAGCAGUGGAGUUUAACUGGGAUUACAGGAGCAGCAAUCUCCUAUCAUGGCUUGGAAUCGGAAAUGUGAGGGAAAAAUUUACAACCAGUACCUUUCCUCAGUACAGAAAGGCUGUUUUUAUGGAAUUCAAAGAUUCUUCCUUUCUCAUACCAGAAGAAAAGCCCCAUUGGAUGGGGAUUCUUGGUCCUACCAUUCGAGCAGAAGUUAAUGACAACGUUGUAAUCCACUUUAAGAAUCUAGCAUCCCGACCUUACAGCAUUCAUCCAUUUGGGAUCUCCUAUUGGAAGAUGUCUGAAGGAGCAUCAUACAAUGAUCAUACUUCCACAUAUGAAAAGAAAGAUGACUUUGUAGCACCCAAUGAAGAACACAUAUACGUCUGGGACAUAAAUUGGAACCUUGGUCCAAUGAAUGGUGAUGCUAACUGUCUCACCUAUGCCUACUCUUCACGGGUGGACCCUGUGAGGGAUUUCAACUCGGGUUUAGUUGGAGCAGUCCUUGUGUGUAAGCAAGGAACUCUAAAUCAACUUGGAAAGCAGAUUAAUCGACAAGAGUUUGUGCUUUUGUUCUCGACCAUUGAUGAAAGUAAAAGUAUGUACCUUGAAACAGAUAGAAUUAAAUAUCGGAUUUCUGGCGCUCAGAAGAAUAAAGGGCUGAUGUACACAAUUAAUGGCUACAUUAAUGGUUCCUUACCAGAUCUGAAUAUUUGCAAAAACAAAUAUGUCAGUUGGCAUUUAUUAGCUAUGGGCUCUACACUGGACCAGUACUCCAUUUACUUUGGUGGAUAUGGCCUUCUACUGCAUGACCACAGAGUUGUGUCCGUUGAACUGGCUCCAACAGCAUUUGCAACAGCUGAGAUGUUGCCCAGUUAUGAGAAUGAAUGGUUAUUGAGCUGUCAAAAUCCAAGCCAUCAACAAGCUGGAAUGACAGCCUACUUUAACAUAAAGGGAAUCUGCAAGGAUGACAGUGCGUCCCAUCAGAAAAUGACUGAAUCAGAAAAGGCAGAGGAUUAUUUUAAUAAUGAAACAUAUGAUGACGAGGAAGGCAAUGAACAGGUCUUUAAGAUGACAAUUAAAUACAUGUUACGGACAACUGUUACCAAAAGUAGGUCAAUGGAAUGGAUUUACUUCAUUGCUGCUGAGGAGUGUGAUUGGGAUUAUGCUCCAACCAUUCCAAGUGACGUGAGCAGAAACUUAAGAGAGAAGUAUCUGGAAAAGGGGCCACACCGCAUUGGAAAGAAGUAUAAAAAGGCUGUUUACGUUGAGUAUACUGACCAUACCUUUACAGUUGUUAAACAUAAACCGAAUGCAGAGUCAUCAAAAGGGAUUCUGGGCCCAGUUCUACGUGGAGAAGUUGGAGAUCGCUUUAAGAUCGUCUUUAAGAAUCUUGCCAGCAGAACAUAUAAUAUUAUUCCACAUGGACUGACAAAAUUAAAGAUGGAUGAUGCUGAAGAUAUCAAUGUCAGAAAUCAUGUUGUUAAGCCCAAUGAAACGGUUACCUAUGUCUGGACUGUGACACAAAGUGAUGGACCCACCGGCUCGGAUCUGGGCUGCCUGACCCGAUUUUACUACAGCAACGUGGAUAUGGAUCGUGAUAUAGCCUCCGGGCUCCUGGGACCUCUCUUGAUCUGUGCCAAAAAUAUGAUAGAUUCCUUUGCGAGACCGGUCAAGAUUGACCAAGCUAAGUAUCUCUACUUUUCUCUGUUUGAUGAGAAUAAAAGUUGGUACAUAAACAAAAAUAUUGAGAAAUACUGUGAAGACCCUUUGCAAGUGAACCCGGAUGAUCCUGAAUUUUACGCUUCCAAUCUAAUGUACAGUAUUAAUGGGUUUGUAUUUGAAAAUGUCCCCAAAUUGAAGUUUUGCAUGAAUGAACUGAUUUUUUGGCAUGUAAUACUUGGCGCCCAAGAGAAGUUUCUUUCAAUCUACUUCCAUGGACAAACAUUUAAAUAUGAUGGUGUGUAUGCGGACGUGUUAACUCUCUUCCCAUUUUCCAGUGAAACAAUCCAUAUGGACAUGGAUAACAUUGGUUCCUGGGUCCUGGAACCUCUCAACCAUCAUUACCAAAUUCAAGGAAUGCGGGCAAAAUACAGUGUUCGUAACUGUGACAAUGAUCCAGAGAACUUUGAAGACAUUUUUAUAGAAAUUGAUUCGAAAGAAGGUGAUCUUGACCUUGCACAUGGAAGUAUACUUAGAGAUGAAAUAAGAAGCCCUGUUGCCGCACCACGUGGAAUCAAAGGAUACAGCAAUAAUCUAACUGACUUUUAUGAAGCAAUUGAUGUGGAGGAAAAAAUUAAUGUUACAGAUAAUGAACAAAACACAACUGAGAUAGAUCCAGUGUGGUCUCAUUGCAAGCAAUGGCAAUAUCCUGAUUUAGGGAAACAGUUAAGGAAGGUAAAGAAAGGCAUUCAAUUGCUAAAUGAUGGGAUUGACAAACAUAUUUCCAAACACGACAAUGAUCUGAAUCGAACAGUUAAAAAGGAUUUCUAUGUCCCGCCUAAAACUGGCAAAGAUCCAAUCAUAAUAGAAUCUGAAAAGAUUUACAAUAACUCUUUGUUCUACAAGCUCAGCAGAGUUAACAAUGAGGAUAUUGAUGAGUUAGUUAAAGCAAAAUUCAGCUCAUACAGCCCUAUUCAGUCAAACAGAAUGAGAGAGAUAACAUUACAUGACCUUCUGAAAUCUAACCUGACCUCUGCUGGAGUUAUCAGUAAAAUAAAUUUGCUCUUUGCAAAUCAGACUCAUGAAAUGGAAGAUGCUUUAUCAAACAAACUGAAAACCAAUGAAAGCCAGAAGCUGUUGGAUAGGGUUACCAUGGACACCAACCCUCUCAAAACUAGCAAUGAAACAGAACAAAUGAAAUUCUUGGAGAAUGAAACAGAAAUAGAGUUUAUGGAGUCUUCAGAUAUAAGACUAAACCAGACGUUACUAGAUAAGAAUUCAACCACAGCAGCUAAAUUCAGUUCCAUACUGGCCGAGAACAUGUUGUUUGAUUAUGAUGACUAUGAAGAAGGAAGCUACAGUGGAGAAGGUGAUAAGUCCAACUAUAAUGAUAUGUAUGAUAUCAACAUCAGAAAGUUCUCUAACAGAGAGCUAUGCCUAGAAGAGGAGCCAAGGCAUGUUCUACGAACGUCCAAUUCACAAUCUAGAUACUAUUACAUUGCAGCAGUAGAGAUGGUGUGGGAUUAUGAAGGUGAUAAAGCAGAUGGAGCUUCUGAGUACAGCUGGAAACAGAAAUCACAGAGGCGAAUACUUGGCAGUAAAUUCAAGAAGGCCAUGUUUAUCCAAUAUAAAGACAGCAUGUUCAAACAACCUGUGAUCCGUGGAGAAAACGAAAAGCACUUGGGCAUUCUUGGACCUGUUAUCAGUGCCGAGAUCAAUGACAUAAUUGUGGUGAAGUUCAAGAACAUGGCCUCCAGACCCUUUUCUAUUCACGCUCAUGGUGUACCACGUGAAUUACCAAAUGAAUAUAUAUUUGAAGAGAAAGAGUUGAAAGACGGGCCAAGAAAGGAAGAAGAUAUUGCUAAUCCAAAUGAAACAAAGAACUACAUUUGGCGUGUAACAAAGGGAUCAGCACCCACUGAUAAGGAAUUUGACUGCAAAGCCUGGUCAUAUUACUCAGAUGUCAACCCAGAACGAGACAUCCACACAGGGUUGAUUGGUCCUUUGAUCAUCUGUAAAACAGGGACGUUGUACAAGAUCUCACAUGGGAUAUCAAAGAUUCAGGAAUUCUCUUUGCUUUUCAUGACUUUUGAUGAAACCAAAAGCUGGUUCUUGGAAGAUAACAUCCAUACGUUCUGCAGUUCUCCAUGUUAUCUCAAACGAGAGAGCACUGUAUUUCAAAACAGUAUGAAAUUUCAUGCGAUCAAUGGACAUGUGUCAGAAACACUACCAGGCCUGGUAAUGGCACAGAAUCGGUUAGUUCGCUGGUAUCUGCUAAGCAUUGAUGGAUCUGCUGAUAUUUACAGUGUGCAUUUCCAUGGACAGCCUUUUAUAAUGAAAAGAGCCAAAAUGCACAGGAUGGGAGUUUACACGUUACUGCCUGGCUUAUUUGGAACCAUUGAAAUGAACCCAACAAAAGUGGGCUACUGGCUUUUGGACUGCGAGACAGCUGAACAUCUGCAGAAAGGAAUGCGAGCCAUCUUCCUCGUCUAUAACUCCCAAUGCAAAGAGCCCCUGGGUCUUGAAGACGGAAGAAUAGCAGAUACACAGCUCACAGCUUCUGACCACAUAGGGAAAUGGACGGCUCAAUUAGCAAGGUUGCAUAAUUCUGCAUUCACUAAUGCGUGGCGAGGAAAGGGAAGGCGACCAUGGAUUCAGGUUGAUUUCAAAAAAACUAUGUUGAUUCAUGGGAUAAUUACCCAGGGAGCACGUCAUAUCUUUAGACAUUACUUUGUUGAUCAUUUCUAUAUCUCCUACAGUCUGGACACCCAUACGUGGAAAAAUUACAAAAGCAAUACCUCUUUAGACGUACAAAUAUUUAAAGGAAACAUUGAUGGAACUGGGCAAGUGAAGAAUUAUUUCAAUCCGCCGAUCAUAGCUCAGUAUGUCAGAGUAUAUCCAAAACCAAACGGAGGGCCGCUGGCACUACGAAUGGAGUUGCUGGGUUGUGACCUGCAGAGUUGUUCUUUGCCACUUGGAAUGGAGAAUGGGAUCAUUGAAGACCAUCAACUCAGUGCAUCCUCAUUCUGGGUUAGCUUUAGUGCCUGGACCCCGUCUUUGGCUCGUCUCAACCAGAGAGGGUUCACUAAUGCAUGGGUCCCAAAGAGCAACAAUCCACAUGAAUGGUUACAGAUUAACUUUCAACGGAGAAAACGGAUUACAGGGAUUAUAACCCAAGGUGCCAGCUACCUGAAACAGCCUAUGUUUGUGAAGGAGUACAUCAUCUCAUACAGUGAUAAUCGUAAAAGUUGGACUGUUAUUAAAGAUAGUUACAGCCUGGAAAAGAAGAUAUUUAAAGGAAACGUGGACAACAACGGCCAAAUUCAGAACACCUUUGACUAUCCCAUAUUUGCACAGUUUUUAAGAAUCAUUCCACAAACUUGGCAAAAAAACAUUGCCCUCCGCAUUGAAAUAUUGGGAUGUGAUACAGAGCAGAAAUAUUAAAGACAAAAAUAUAUGAAAAAGAUUUGAAUAAAAUGUAGCAAUAAAUAACCAGCCUUCCAAAUACUGUCUCCCUUUCUAGGUUUUAUGUCAUUGCACUGUUGAUCACAUUCAUUUUUGUUACCAAAGACUAAAGUGAAAUAUUAUUGUAGAUAAAUAUUAUAGAAUAUUCAGUGCAUUGUUUAAACUUUAAGUAACAAUUUCCUCAAGCAGCCACACUUUGCAAAAUCCCUCCUUCAUUAGUGUACAAGUGUGGGUUCCUUUAAGAAGUCAACACAAUAAGGUAUGCCCAGGGUUCUGAGACCAGGUUAAAUUUCCUACAUUUCCUCACUUGUAAACUUGUCUGAUGAUAUCUUACCCUCUACAAGCCUGCAUGAACAAUUCUUUGAACUCAAAGUGCCAAUUCAUACUGAAUCCACACACCUGCUUUCACAUUCUUUAAUCAUUUUCAAUUAUUUGGAAAUGUCCAGAACAGAGCCGCAGGGUGGAGUCAUUAUAGUAAUCACAUAUGAGCUGCCAAAACCAUAAUAACAAGUUUAACAUUGUAAUUGUGAAGCCAGUGGCAAACAAAACAAAGAUAACUGCUGACUACUUUAUGAAUCACACUUUUUCUGAUAAACAUUCACUACAAUCGAUAGCCUUUAACUUCCCUGUUGGAGUUGCCUGUACGACCUGGCAUUUUUGCGGUGUCAUCUGAAGUUUCAAAGGUGUGGGACAUUGUGGCAAGGCAUGUACAGGCUGAAUCGAGGCAGCGGUGUCUGGGUCCGAGAGCGGAGAAUGAGCCGUGUCUGGCCAUUGCUGGAGCAGCCAGAGCCUGGGCCCGAGAGUGAGGGAAGACCCGAGAUUUGAUCUAUUUGAACUCCAGGCCGAAUUAGAAAUGUUGGGUACAGGCCGAAUCGAGGCAGCGGGGACUGGGUCUGUGAGCGUAAUGAAGCGACAGGGCCUGGGUCCAAGAGUAAGGAAUGACCCGAGGUUUGCACGAUUUAAGCGCUGGGCUGGUUUGAAAAGGUCUGGGUGUCGGAAGUAGAGGUGAAGGGCAGACCAGUUCAGCUCGUUUCUCUGCAAGGUUUACUAGUCUCUGCACCGAACUGAGGCUAAAGCCUGUAACUAAUGAGCUUCUGAAUCGACUACUGGCUUCACGUCUGUGGACUGACUUUCAUGAACUUCAUGAAUGCUAUUUACUUAUUUUAAUUGUUUGCACAGUUAGUUUUUAUUCUACACAUUGAGUGUUUAAUGGUCUUUUUUAAUGGCUUCUAUUCGGUUUCUUUGUUUGGUGGCUGCCUGUAAGGAGAUGAAUCUCAAGGUUGUAUAUAGCAUGCAUACUUUGAUAAUAAAUGUACUUUGAACUUUAAA
This is a messenger RNA of Hypanus sabinus (Atlantic stingray), 6528 nucleotides long. It is a transcript of the gene f8, whose product is annotated as coagulation factor VIII, procoagulant component. Gene Ontology annotation, molecular function: oxidoreductase activity; copper ion binding. The transcript is spliced from 25 exons. Lineage: Eukaryota; Metazoa; Chordata; Chondrichthyes; Myliobatiformes; Dasyatidae. The record is from RefSeq and is a predicted model, not a curated record. The coding region runs from base 1 to 5178 and encodes 1725 amino acids.